CUGUCACUGGCGUAUGACGCAGCACGCCGCGACGGCGAGUCACGUGACGAUACAGGAGCGACGACUCUGGUGGUGGUGACCUCACAACAAAAAAUCAGGCACUGUACCCCCCGUUAUACGCGGUGUACGAGGGGCGGGCGGGUAUUGUACACACCGGAGCAAUGGAUGUGUGAGGACCGGAGCGGCCGCCGCAGGAAAGACGACGUCAUGUCGGAACCUAACAGUGUGUCCCUCCAGCAGAUCCUGGACAGGAGUUGCUGGGUGUGUUUCGCUACAGAUGAAGAUGACAGAACAGCUGAGUGGGUCAGACCAUGCCGGUGCAGAGGCUCUACAAAGUGGGUACAUCAGUCAUGUCUCCAGCGGUGGGUAGAUGAGAAACAGAGAGGAAACAGCACUGCCAGAGUCGCGUGCCCUCAGUGUAAUGCCGAAUAUUUAAUAGAGUUCCCGAACCUCGGUCCGGUUGUGUAUAUGUUGGACCUUGCAGACAGGCUGAUAUCCAAAGCCUGCCCAUUUGCUGCCGCUGGUAUAAUGGUGGGUUCAAUCUAUUGGACUGCCGUCACAUAUGGAGCAGUGACUGUCAUGCAGGUUGUUGGCCACAAGGAAGGCCUAGAUGUUAUGGAGCGAGCUGAUCCCCUGUUCCUGCUCAUUGGCCUUCCCACUAUCCCUGUUAUGCUGAUCCUAGGCAAAAUGAUCCGCUGGGAAGAUUACGUGCUCAGGCUGUGGAGGAAAUACUCAAACAAACUGCAGAUACUUAACAGCAUAUUUCCAGGAAUCGGAUGUCCAGUGCCUCGGGUGCCUGCUGAAGCUAACCCUCUAGCAGAUCAUGUCUCUGCUACUCGAAUACUAUGCGGAGCUCUAGUCUUUCCCACCAUUGCUACAAUAGUUGGCAAACUGAUGUUCAGCAGUGUUAAUUCUAACCUGCAAAGGACAAUUUUGGGAGGCAUUGCUUUUGUUGCCAUAAAAGGAGCUUUCAAAGUGUAUUUCAAGCAGCAGCAGUACUUACGUCAGGCACAUCGGAAGAUCCUUAACAACCCCGAACCAGAGGAAGUAUAAGGCUUUUAAACACUUGCGUGUCAUAAAAUGUUCAUCCGCAAAGUUCUACCUUGUCAUCGUGACUCUUUGCCAUCGCACAGUCCUGGGAUUUUGCGACAAGCUGCUGCUGCUAUGACCUUUGAGUUGUUUUCUUUUUUUUUUUGUACAGUACAUGAGAAAGCACUUUUGUAUGGCAGGAAAAGUACUUUGAGGAAUGGGUGGCCAGCAGAUCAUCUCUGUUCACUGCUCUAGACCAUCCCAUGUAUUUUGCAUCUCACAUGCUGGUUAUAAAACCCUUUAGUGUAUUGUAUCCAGAACAGUAGACUGCCCCCUAUAUGGAAGAAUAAACUAAAGUUUGUGAUGCAGUUUUUAUAUUUUCAUCACUUGCACCGUGGCUUAACUAUAGGGAAUAAAAAGAGGGUUUUUAUUUAAUUUUGCAGCCAAACGACAAUGUUUCUGAUGUUUCAUGAUGGACGGUGGCAUUGGUGCCGUAAUGCCAGUGCCAUACUGAAGUCACACAACAGCUCUUCUAUCAAAGUUCUUACACUCAUAUUGACUUGUGGUUCAUUUUAAUGGGUACUGCAAGCGAAAGCGGAAUUGCCUAAAAACAGUUGAUGUUUUACUGUCUGCAGUUUCUGCUGUGUUAUGUGUUAUGCAGGAUUGCUGGUAUUUCCAUCAUUGCGCUGCAUGUGCUUUUUCUUACUUACACUAAUGUAAUUGCAUGGGCAGUCUUGAUACAGCAUUGUAGUGUUUUUCUGGACAGGGAUCAUUUCAAAAGGGAAACUUUAUUUCCUAAAAUGUAUUGUUAUCCAUAAUAUUUAUGCAUAUUAGCAUUCACCUGGAAAGAAAACAGUCUAUCGCCACCUUAUAGCUACCUACCAUGUAAUUCAAUGUCCAGUCCAUGAAAGAUCCUUCAAGAACAUUAAAAUGCAUAAGACGUUGUAAAAUGAUGUUGCCUGAAAUAAUGGCAAGCUUUUUUUCCAUUAGUAUAGUUGGAAGACACCGCACCUUGAUAAUAUAGGCCCUGUUGCUAAUUAGGAUCACAGCCUUGCUAAUAGACUCCAGGCAAUCAUGUUUAAAGGGGUUUUCUGGAUUUAAAUAGGACUAUCACAUCGAGAUUUAUAACUUGGUAAUAUAGUGUUAUCACAAAUUGUACUGGCUUCAGCAUGCUUUUGUGUUGUUCACCCCGAACAAAGUUGUGUAGUUUUUUCUUUUUUUCAUGGUCAGUGUGGUGUUCCCCAAGACAACAAUUCAUCCUCUUCUGUCUCGGGUUGUGUGGCUGGAUCCUGUCUCUGAGCUCCAGCCCCACCCCCUGAAUGAUGUCAUCACCUCUGACCAGCCCCUACAGCCUACAUCACCAUCUCCCUGAUUUUAUAUAGCCUCUAAGGCUAUGUUCACUUCUUGGAAUGUCCACACGGAAAAUACGGAAAGUAACUCAAUGGCCAUAUCCACCUAACAACUAUAACACUAUCCUUUUUAUAUAUUCUACAUAAAACUUUGAGUGUCAUAUACAUAUUGCAAAGAAAAGAAUAAAAUGGCCCGGCACAUGCAGGACUAGGGCACUCGAUUCACAGGUAAUGGAGGGACGUAACAGGAUCACCCGAUGUAUAGUUGAUGUCGGCGGUGUAAUGUCCUCUAUCAAUACUGAAUACUGUAUGGAGACAGAAGACAUGACAGCACUCACCAUCUAACAUAA
This is a messenger RNA of Hyla sarda, 2728 nucleotides long. It is a transcript of the gene MARCHF5, whose product is annotated as membrane associated ring-CH-type finger 5. Gene Ontology annotation, molecular function: zinc ion binding. The transcript has 6 exons. The record is from RefSeq and is a predicted model, not a curated record. The coding region runs from base 166 to 1053 and encodes 295 amino acids. Lineage: Eukaryota; Metazoa; Chordata; Amphibia; Anura; Hylidae.